Messenger RNA from Spodoptera litura, 751 nucleotides. Lineage: Eukaryota; Metazoa; Arthropoda; Insecta; Lepidoptera; Noctuidae. The record is from RefSeq and is a predicted model, not a curated record.
GCAGAAACCUGAUGCACCUCCUAUGUUGCCAGGUUUUCUCCCGAUAAUAGGACAUUCACAUCAUCUUAUCGGAGACCGUAAACAUCUCUGGAAGUAUAUAAAAUACUUUACCUCAACGUCACUCAAGUAUGGCGGAGUUGCAGAAGUAUGGUUUGGCAUAAAGAGACAUUAUGUUCUAACCGAUCCAGAUGAUUGCCUUAAACUGGCCAAUACAUGUUAUAGUAAAUCGUACAUCUAUGACUUUGCAAAGGACUUCAUAAACAAUGGAUUAAUUACAGCAGACGCGGCCACAUGGAAAGUGCAUCGCAAAUUAUUAAAUCCUGCUUUUAACCAACAAGUUUUGGAUACAUUCAUUAACGAAAUGAAUAUUCAAGCACGAAAUGUUGUCUCAAAUUUGAAAAAUGAAUUAGAAAAUGAGUCUUUUGAUGUUCUGCGCCACAUAGUCAGCUUCACGCUAUCAACUGUUAGCCGAACAUCUCUUGGGUUAACAGAUGAAGACCAAAAGAUAAUAGACACGGAUUAUGCUGCAGCUAUCGACUCCAUAUUUGCUCUAUACUGCGACAGAUUCCAAAAAGUUUGGUUGCAUCUCAAUUUUAUUUUUAAGUGGAGCGAAAUAAAACGCAAACAAGAUAGACUAUUGAAAAUUUUGCAUGAUAUUAUGAUUCCGCUGAUAUUGAAAAGAAAAUCGGAGCUGUCGACUAAAAGAGAACCUACGUAUUAUGAAGAUAGGCCCGGUAAUAUAACAUUAUGA